AUGGGUAAAGGAUACUUCGAGCUGGCAGGCCGCCAGUUCCCUGCCGUGACAUGGUAUAGGGAUCCCGCGCUGAGGAAGACCUAUAUCUGUCUUAUGUUCGUGGUUCUUACCAGUGCCACCAAUGGUUAUGACGGCUCCAUGAUGAAUGGUCUCCAGACUCUUCCCGCCUGGCAACAGCAUUUCAACCACCCCAAGGGCGGUAAGAUUGGCAUCUUGAACGCUAUCAUGUCGAUUGGUUCCCUGUCCGCCAUUCCCUUUGUGCCAUACGCAGCCGAUAUCCUCGGCCGUCGAAUGGGUAUCCUCGUGGGCUGCGCCAUCAUGAUGGUCGGUGUUGUCCUGCAGUCUAUCUCUGCAGGGUUUGGCAUGUUCUUGGGAGCCCGAUUCCUCCUCGGUUUCGGAAUAGCUAUUGCCCACGGUUCAUCUCCUCUGCUGAUCACGGAAUUGGUGCACCCUCAACAUCGUGCUAUCUUCACAACUAUUUACAACACAACGUGGUACGCUGGUAGCAUUGUCGCUGCUUGGCUCACCUAUGGAACCGAUCACAUCAACAACAACUGGUCCUGGCGCAUUCCCACCAUUGUCCAGGCCGCUCCCUCGUUGAUCCAGCUCCUUUUCAUCUGGUUUGUGCCAGAGUCUCCUAGAUGGCUCAUCGCGCACGGCAAAGAGGAGAAAGGUUUGGAUAUCCUCUACGAUGUGCACGCCAAUGGCAACCGCAACGAUGAGAUGGUUCAAUUGGAGUUCGUUGAAAUCCGCGACACCAUCAAACUCGAGAAGGAAGUCGAAGGAAACCAGUGGCUCGAGCUGAUCAAGACCCGUGGCAACCGCCGCAGACUCAUCAUCUUGUUGUCUGCUGGUCUCUUCUCCCAGUGGUCUGGCAAUGGUCUCGUGUCAUACUAUAUCACCAAGAUUCUCAACAAUAUCGGCUACACUGAUACCUUGACCCAGAACUUGAUCAAUGGCGUUCUACAAAUCUUCAACCUCUUUAUCGCCGUCGGUGCUUGCUUCUUCGUCGACAAGGUCGGCCGUCGCAAGCUCUUCCUGAUCUCCACUACCGGCAUGUUGAUUACCUUCAUCGUCUGGACUAUCUGCUCAGCCAGAUACGCCAUCUCUGGCUCUAAAGGGGCAGCUAACGCUGUUGUUGGAAUGAUCUACAUCUACUACUUCUGGUACAACAUUGCCUGGUCUGGCAUGUUGGUCGGCUACACCGCCGAAAUUCUGCCAUACAACAUCCGCGCAAAGGGCUUGACAGUCAUGUUCCUCAUGGUUGACAUUGCUCUAUUCUUCAACCAAUAUAUCAACCCCAUCGCCCUGGACCACAUUGGCUGGAAGUACUACAUCUUCUAUUGCGUGUGGCUUGGCUUUGAGCUUGCCAUUGUCUACUUCUUCUAUGUUGAAACCCGCAACACACCUCUGGAAGAAAUCGCCAAGCACUUUGAUGGCGACCAAGCAUUGGUUGCUGGUGCCGCUGCUUCGAACAAGGGUCUCACCCUGGCGGCUGAGAUGGGUCUCGAAGCAACCAUGACUCAACACCACGAUCUGGAUGAGAAGAGACACUCCGUGCAGGUCGAAAACGCUCAAACAAAGAGCGAGCUGUAG
Molecule: messenger RNA, 1596 nt
Organism: Cladophialophora psammophila CBS 110553
Lineage: Eukaryota; Fungi; Ascomycota; Eurotiomycetes; Chaetothyriales; Herpotrichiellaceae
Exons: 5
Coding region: 1-1596 (531 amino acids)
Biological process (GO): transmembrane transport; carbohydrate transport
Cellular component (GO): membrane
Molecular function (GO): carbohydrate:proton symporter activity
Source: RefSeq, a predicted model, not a curated record